This is a messenger RNA of Paramormyrops kingsleyae, 1817 nucleotides long. RefSeq names its product glycolipid transfer protein domain containing 2b (gene gltpd2b). Lineage: Eukaryota; Metazoa; Chordata; Actinopteri; Osteoglossiformes; Mormyridae. Gene Ontology annotation, cellular component: membrane; cytosol; cytoplasm. The record is from RefSeq and is a predicted model, not a curated record. Gene Ontology annotation, biological process: intermembrane lipid transfer; ceramide transport. Gene Ontology annotation, molecular function: ceramide 1-phosphate transfer activity; ceramide 1-phosphate binding.
CUGAACUACAGAGGAGCCUAAAAAUGACAAGAUAGUGUGGUAUAAAGGGAGGAAGAGAUUCAGCUGUUCAUGGGGGACUUGGGAGUUUGAGAGGAGGUCACUCUCGGUCACACUGCCGCCAUAUAUGGCCGACCGGAGCUAAUCUCUGGACUCUGGAACCAAGCAAUAAAAAAGGAGACGGGAACAAGAGGAUCGGGAGCCAGAAACAGCAAGAAACGGAGGAGAGGAGGACAUGAGGAGAGACGGAGAAGGGAGACGCAGCUGGGAAUAACUCAGGAACAUUCCGGAAGGUUCUGAGACUGGUUUGGAUUUCUGAGCAGGAAGUGACCUCGAGAAGAAGAGAGGGCUGAGAGAGAGACAGAGAGGUGGAAGAUGGACGGAUAGCGCUGGUGAACGAGUGGAGUGCCGUGACGAGGGGCCAGCAUGGGCGUGAACGGCCGGGCCGGUGUGGCCGUCCUGCUUGUGAUCGUCUUCCUGGGCUCCAUGUGGCUCCAGGGGAACUUGCAGGAUUUCUGGCGCCCUUGCCCAAAGGAACACACCCAAAUACAAACGCCUGGGGGUCUGAACACGUCCGAUGACGGCAGUGGUGAGGAGGCCAUUGACGACUUGUUUCUGCGUGAGUGUCCUGGUCAGGAUUUCCAAGUGUCCCAGCUAGUGUCCCACCUCCGCGCCGCUUUGGACCCCGGCACCGACGUCCUCAUGCAGCCAUACCUCUCCAGUUGGGAUGAACUCAUCAAGUUCCUGAACGCCCUGGGCCCAAUGGUGGGGCUGAUAUCCCAGGAGAUUAAGGACAAAACUGGCCUCAUCCGUGAGCUGGCUCAGCAGGACAUGGAGAGCCGGGGGGGCUGCGACCAGGGGGCCAGGUGUUUAGGUAGUGGGGCUCCUACAAGGGGGCUUCAGACGGACGAGGGGUCGUACCACUCGGUGCGCUCCAUGAUAACCGCGGAGCUGCAGAGCGGCCUGGUGGACUUCCACCAGCUGACAUCCUCAGGCUGCAGGACUCUCCUCCGGCUCCACCGUGCCCUGCUCUGGCUCCGCCUCUUUCUGCAGAAGCUGGGUGAGAGCCCACCCCCUGGGGGCCGCGCGCGGAGUCCCUCGGACCUGUGCCGCGAGGCCUACCAGGAGAGUCUGUCUCGGCAUCACACCUGGCUGGUGCGCCGCGCUGUCGAGCUGGCCUUCAUCGCCAUACCAGAUAGGACCUACUUCUUCAGGCUGGUGUGUGUGCAGAACCAGCAGGGGGCGACACUGGUGCUGAACAAAGUGGUCAGGGCCAUCACAGAGGUGUAUGCCAGGACAGAAGUGGCCCUCGAGGAACACGGCAUGCUGGAUCUGCCCUAGAGGUGUGAAGAGAGAGCUCCCCCAACUGGGAACAGGGUUAGUGGUCCACACAGACGAAGACUCCUUACCAAAAACUAACUGCCUCACAAAACAGGAGUCCAGAUGUUACACUUUUGAAAAUAAUCAUGUGAUUUCCCUCAGUAAAUAUGUUUUAACCUUUCUAGCUGACGAAAUGUAGGACUGUGCACCGAUAUAAUUAAAGAGAAUAACGUCAUGGCACGACUCCUAGUGGCGGGAUAAAUUGGCAUUGUGAAACUCUUAAGGGCUUGAUAUUAAUGGUCUGUACUUUUGUCUCCUGGGGGUGUCCCUCCACUGUGUCCUCACAUCGCUAGAACACAACCCCCCCCCCCCCCCCGCAACCAACCCGGACACUGUGUCGACCUUGGGUCAUUCGCUUGUGAUUUUGUGUUCAUGCACUAAUUUUGCACUAUGUAUCUGAAUCAGUAGGUGGACACUGAAUAAAAUACUAUUGUGUAGAA